This is a messenger RNA of Schistocerca americana (American grasshopper), 2870 nucleotides long. Its product is annotated as glycine-rich cell wall structural protein 1-like. The coding region runs from base 143 to 1174 and encodes 343 amino acids. The transcript is spliced from 5 exons. Lineage: Eukaryota; Metazoa; Arthropoda; Insecta; Orthoptera; Acrididae. The record is from RefSeq and is a predicted model, not a curated record.
ACGGCGCGCUUCCGGCCAGUCACAGCUACCCAGAGGACGGUCCGGGCCACGGGACCGAGCAGCUCCGACGCGGCAGUCCCUACCAUAAGGGUUACUCGUACCGACAUUCUCGGCAGCCAGGUCGCAGGAGGGCCGGAGCGCCAUGGCCUCUCUACUGGUGGUCACCGUGCUGCUGCUGGUGGCCGCGACGCCGGCGCGUAUCAACGGCGAGCUGCCGCUGGCGGCGGAGACGGACUCGCUGCUGCAGGCGGCGGGCCACGGCGCGGCGCCCACGGCUGAGCCGCUCACCAAGAGCAAGACGGUGCGCUGCUUCAAGCAGAACGUGCUGCGCGACGACGGCCGCAACUACGAGGUGGAGCACAUACGCAAGGACGAGGACGUGGUGGAGUCGGUGCAGCGGUCGGGGCGCGACCUGCGUCUCUCUGCUGACGCGGCGGUGCCGCCGGGCUGCGUGGUGGUGACCAGCGUGCGGCAGGACGAGGGUGAUGGCGGCGGCGGCGGCGGGGGCGGGGGCGGCGCGCACCACGACAUGACGCUCGCCCACUUCCCGGAGUACCCGCAGUACGGCGUGGGCGGCGGGGGCGGCGGGCUUCACGUCGGCGACGUGGUGCUGCCGCAGCUGCCCUACCCCGUCCAAGGAGUCUCCCUCAGCGGCGGCGGUGGCUUCGAAUACGGGGGCGGCGGCGGCGGCGCAGGUGGCGGCGGAGGGCAGAUCUCUGACGUGCUGCUGCCGCGGCCUGGAGGCGGAUACGGGUACGGAAGCGGAAGCGGCGGCGGAGUCGACAAUUUCAUCAACUUCAAGGAUGUGAGUGGAGGCAGCUCGGGCUCACCACCGCACCAACAUGGUGGUGCUGGUGCUGAUGGUGGGGGUGGUGGUGGUGGUGGGAACGGCGGCGAGGCCGAGGUGCUUCGCACCUACCAGGUGUCGACCAACCUCCGCCGCCAGGAAUCCUUCGACCACCACGCCUUCGGGGUGGAGAAGGGCGUCAAGCCGACCGGCGGCUUCCACUUCGGUUUCGGCGGCGGCAGCGGCAACAGUAACGGCCUGGGCGCCGGCACCAAGUACGAGACGAGCGCCAACGACCUGGACCAGGUCGUCAGCAGCGGAGCGGCCGUCGCCACCGCGGCCGCCAGCCUGCUCGCCUGCGCCGUGGCCCAGCUACUCGCCCUCUGACGACUUCCCUCUCUCUCCCUCUUCCAUCUCCAAAAUACUGAACAAACUACAGAAUGAAAAAAAUUAGUUUGACAUAGUGUUAAAAACACUUAGACCACAAAGACGCACCAGGCUUCCUACAUCCCAGUUAUCUGUUAUAGAAUUGGUGACAAUCCCACUUGUUAGACCCAUUACGCAGGCAAAUUGCUCGUCGACUCUAGUCGUACAGUCAGCUUAAAUUUUCUUUGCUCUUAUACGCCUCGUGGCAUAGAACUUGCACGGUAAACUUAUGCAGAGAAAGAAGACAGUGUUUUGGAAUAUAAUCUCGAGAUACUAUCCAAGGUACAACGCAGAGAACGGUCACGAGCAAUUCGCCUGAUAGAGGAGUGGCUAAAUUGGAAACAAAUAUCUCAGUUUUUUUUUUUAGACACAGCUUGUAGGACAGUUGAGAUAUCGUACGGUAUGUAUUGCAAGAAAGCUGUCGUUCACGCAAGAGAAAUUAGUCAGUAGCUUACAAAUGUGAAUAACUCUGCUGCCAAAAAUCCUGUACCUCACUUUCUGACCUUAUACUUCUUUACUCGUGAAAGUUUAGAGACUGAGUGCGUGAACGUGAUCACAAAGCGUAAGACAGUUUCUAACCAUCAGAUCAACAUUUGUUUGAGUAAUUUGUUAAUUAAGGUUGUUCUUACUAUCAGAAACAUGCUGUAACUAGACUUUACGUCCUCUGACUCAAAUUCAUCAAUUGUGCCGACUGUCUCUUAGCAUUUAAAGAAUUGUAUGGACAUGAAAUGCACCCCGAUCUUCAACAGCCCUCAUCUGCAGCACAUCUACAUUCCUUCUCGAGGUAGUGAACUACACAAUGUCGAGGAUAAAACGAGCUUCACUUCGUUUCAGUAUCACGUUGAACUACCAAAAGUAUAAAAUUUCGGGAGCUUGGUUUAAGCUUAAUAUCCAAUAGAGGCAAUUUCGACUCACAAUGCGGAACGACAGUAACACAAGUGAACUCGUACAAGUACCCAUUUCAGCGGCAACUUUGCCACUCUCACGAGUUAUGUAUCAGAUACCGAAAUGUAAAAAGGCCGUAUGGGAAGUUGUAAUUAUAGUGAUUGAUAGUAUAUGAAACUUGGUUAUCAAUGAGCAGAAAAUCAGGCGAUUGUAACCACCACUGGUUACAUACGACUGUGUAUAAAAUCUCUAUAUUUACAAACCAUAAAAUACGUUUACAUCAAAUGCAACUUUCCUUGCAGUCGCUAUCGAAGCUUAAGCGAAGUCAGUUGUUAAUACAUGUAGCUCAUUGUAUACCAUUGCUCUCCCGAAAAGGGAGAAUGUAUUUGUGAUAUUGUACCCUUUUGUUUUUCUUUACUGGCAAAUUUUUGUUGCACUCGACAAAUCAGCACGUUUUUCAGUUGUAGGCGUGUUUUUCCAAACUAGCUACUACAAAGAGCGUUAACAAAACACAGUAACUGUACUCCAAAAAACUUUUCUUAUUCUUAAGAAUACUCAGUAGGCCUACAGUUUUCCUAUAGCCACUCCUCAUUGUUAUUUGUUUGUUUCUGAUUUUUAUUUAUUUGUAUAGUUGUUGCUUUUGUAUUGUGUCAGCACGGCGUGGACAGGUGACGGGUCAGCGGCCUUCGUCAUUGACCCGGGAACUGCCCGCCCGUAAUCUGUGUUAUUGCUUUUAUCAUAGAUAAUACACUGCUACCAGUUCUGAAAGUGA